Messenger RNA from Cannabis sativa, 570 nucleotides. RefSeq lists its product as uncharacterized. The transcript has a single exon. NCBI's taxonomy places the organism in Eukaryota, Viridiplantae, Streptophyta, Magnoliopsida, Rosales, Cannabaceae. The record is from RefSeq and is a predicted model, not a curated record. Bases 1 to 570 code for a protein of 189 amino acids.
AUGGGAGACCUAAAUGUUAUCUUAAAUGACUUUGAGAAGGCUGGUGGUAGGCGCUACAACAGGAAGGAAGGGGAAUUGCUCAAAAACAUUUUGUUUAAAACAGGAGGGGUGGAUCUCGGGUGUGACGGGGGGAGUUUUACUUGGCAAAACUCUCAUGUGGCUUGUAAUAGAGUUCGCAAGAGGCUGGACCGUGCCAUAGCGGAUGCAAAUUGGUGUAUGGAAUUUUCGAGGGCUCGUGUUUCAAGCUUCCCUAUCCUUGGAUCGGACCACGCUCCCAUUGUUCUGGAUGUUUGGGGAGAUCAAGCUAAACUCAAGUAUCCGUUUCGUUUCUUGGAGGUUUGGACAACAAGACCGGAUUGUGGGGAUGUGGUGAGUCAGGCUUGGCAGGGUAUGCUAAGCACCUCGCGGCUUGAGAAAAAACUCAAAGGUACUGCUAAGGAGUUGAAACUGUGGAACCAAAAUGUGUUUGGUUUUUGUGAUAGAAAAUUAAUUGAGCUUCAGAAGCAACUGGGACGGAUUCAAAAUGAGCCUAUAAAAGACAAUAAUAUCACGAGGGAGGCUGAGAUUUAG